CAGAAACUGCGAGAAGUUAAAAUGUGUGCCUGAACGGCUUCGAUUAGAGCGACAUGUAUCCGAAUGUCAUAGCGCAACCCGUUUAUCCAACAUUACUAAGAUGUCCGAUCGCCACAGUGUCCCUUCCAGCAACCAUUCAACCACCGUCUUCCCUUUCUCCGUCUGGGUCGCCUCCUUCAAACAACUCUUUUUUGGUGGAAAACCUUUUAAGGGACCGUGCCGCCGUUGCUGCUGUCGUAGGUCACCACGGGCCGUUUCUCGCUCGUCCCGUACCGUUAUGUCCUUGCACGGGAGGCAGCUUAGACAUCUCGUGCUCAGCGUGCACAGGUUACACCACGUGCUCAAACAUCGGCACAGAAUCUCUGUCGUCAGUAAAACGUUUUGAAACACUUUCGUCAGAUAAUAAACGCAAUGAUCCACAGCAGUUAAAGUUUGGUGUCAGCGCUAUAUUAUCUCCCACUACAGAGAAAAUUGUUACCAGUCGGUCCAUUCUAUCAACAGGUUCCUACACAACAUCCCUUUCAGGCUAUAACUACACAUCCGCAAUGGUAGCUAAACCCGUACCCCGUUCCUUCUUGGAUUCGCCAUUACAGUCUCUAAUAGCGUGCAGAGCUCAAUAUUUCACGGGUGUGUCACCUGUUAACGGAGUCAAUGGUCUUCAUACCAUUAAUGGUAUUACAGGGAUUUCUUCCGGCUCUGGUGUCUCCUUUCCUCUUCCGGCGACAUUUCCUUGGGCUACGGCUCGUGGUAAGCCCCGACGAGGUAUGAUGAGACGAGCUGUCUUCUCGGACGCUCAGCGUCAAGGGCUAGAGAAAAGAUUCCAGAUUCAGAAAUAUAUAAGCAAACCCGACAGGAAGAAACUGGCUGAAAAGCUGGGACUCAAAGACUCUCAGGUAAAAAUAUGGUUCCAAAACCGACGAAUGAAGUGGAGGAAUUCCAAAGAACGUGAAUUGCUAUCCUCAGGAGGAUCACGUGAACAAACCUUGCCUACAAAAACUAACCCUCAUCCAGAUCUUAGUGACGUAAGAAUUGAACAGAAAAACUCUUCCUUUGAAGAUGAGGUCAUAGAUAAAAGUGGCGAAUUUCUUCCCUCUAGUGGGCAGACUAGAGGAUCAGCAGGCCCAGACGAGAGUAAUGAAUCUGACAUGGAGUCGACGGCGGGAAGCCCCCGAGGGUGUGAGAUGGACAAUGUAGAUGUGUUAUAAAAAUCUUAAAAAGGAUAAAAAUAUUUAAGGGAAGUAAUUCUUUAAUAGAGUAAAAAAAGACAGUGAGUUAUAAGAGUUCAGUUUAUGUCGUGAGUCAUCUGAUAUAGAAAAGGACAUACACCAUUUCGUUUUUCCGAGUAUCCGAAAUGGAAUAGAGACUGAGAAAUCAAAAAGAAAAAUCUGAAAACCAGUCAGAAACUAAGAGUGACAUGAUAUACAUAUUAUGCAUGACAGUGAAGCUGCUGCUAAGGCAACCAUGACCAACAAAAAGCA
Limulus polyphemus (Atlantic horseshoe crab) is the source of this 1478-nucleotide messenger RNA. RefSeq names its product homeobox protein DBX1-B-like. Lineage: Eukaryota; Metazoa; Arthropoda; Merostomata; Xiphosura; Limulidae. Gene Ontology annotation, molecular function: DNA binding; DNA-binding transcription factor activity, RNA polymerase II-specific. Gene Ontology annotation, biological process: regulation of transcription by RNA polymerase II. The transcript has 4 exons. The record is from RefSeq and is a predicted model, not a curated record. Bases 54 to 1205 code for a protein of 383 amino acids.